Larimichthys crocea (large yellow croaker) is the source of this 3317-nucleotide messenger RNA. Its product is annotated as Kv channel-interacting protein 2. Gene Ontology annotation, molecular function: calcium ion binding; potassium channel regulator activity. The coding region runs from base 430 to 1125 and encodes 231 amino acids. NCBI's taxonomy places the organism in Eukaryota, Metazoa, Chordata, Actinopteri, Sciaenidae. Gene Ontology annotation, cellular component: voltage-gated potassium channel complex. Gene Ontology annotation, biological process: regulation of potassium ion transmembrane transport. The record is from RefSeq and is a predicted model, not a curated record. The transcript has 8 exons.
GCCAAAGGACUAGCAGGCGCAGCACAUCCUAAGUUUCCAUCACUCGACGGGGUGCCCGGGAGAAGAAAGAGAGAGGAGAGGAAAAGAAAUACAAACCUUUUUCAACUUUAGCCCUGGUGUUGUGACAGUCUGGACACUCUGUGUUGCAGCCUGUAGCUCCAGAAGUAUGGCCUCCAACAGGGGAUAAGAGGUGUUGACUGAAUUUUUUGAAUCAUCAUCAUCAGUUAUUUUGCAACAUUAGAUUUGGAUAAAAGUGGAUAAAAGUGAGGAAUUAGUCAGAGGACGACUCAGCUGGGAUAAAGUGGGACAAUCUGCUCAGGUUGGGUACAAUCACACGGGUCUUGUGUUGGUGGCCGGACUCGGUCCCAGCCUGACCUGGCCUGGCUCGGUGGAGCAGUGCUGGGCAAUGACAGACAGUGGUCUCCCAAGAUGUUGAGUCUGGAUGGCUUGGAGAUGAUUGCUGUACUAGUGGUCAUGGGUCUCUUCAUCAAAGUCCUGGAGCAGUUUGGGAUGUUCGAGCCUGUUGGAGGGGAAGACAGCGUGGAAGAUGACUUCGAGCUAUCCACUGUGUGUCAUCGCCCUGAAAGCAUGGACAAGCUGCAGGAGCAGACUAAGUUCACCAAGAAGGAGCUGCAAGUCCUCUACAGAGGCUUCAAAAAUGAGUGUCCAAGUGGUGUGGUGAAUGAGGAGAACUUUAAGACCAUUUACUCCCAGUUCUUUCCACAGGGAGAUUCAAGUAUGUAUGCACAUUUCCUGUUUGAAGCCUUCGACACUAACAAGAACGGCUCAGUUAGUUUUGAGGACUUUGUAUUUGGCCUGUCUAUCAUCCUGAGAGGGACCAUUAAUGACCGGUUAAACUGGGCGUUCAAUCUCUAUGAUCUGAACAAGGACGGCUGCAUCACCAAAGAGGAGAUGUUGGACAUCAUGAAGUCCAUCUACGACAUGAUGGGGAAGUACACAUACCCCACUAUGCAGGAUGAUGCUCCAAGAGAACACGUGGAGAGCUUUUUCCAGAAAAUGGACAGGAAUAAAGACGGUGUGGUCACCAUUGAGGAGUUUAUCGAGUCAUGCAAAAAGGAUGAGAACAUCAUGCAGUCCAUGCAGCUGUUUGACAAUGUCAUCUAAGAGUCUGGACCAGACAGAACGCUGCCACCAGGGAGGGGAGUGUGUGUGUAAGAGGAAUCAGGAUUGAAAAGGGAGAAAGAGUUUGUGAAUGUGUGUGAAUGCGUGCGUGCGUGUGUGCGUGCGUGCGUGUGUGGCCGUUUUCUGACUUGCAAGCUUAUGCUUGUGUGUCUGUUCAGAGCUGUGAGUCCCGAGGGCACUGAGAGGGCCUUUCCCUCGUCCUGGACCCCCAGUGACAUUUCUCCAAGCAACAAUGGAGUUUUCCCAACUCCCUUCCUCAUCAUGCCGAACCUUAGUUUUAUCCUAGAGACACAGAGAAAGAAGGCAAGCAGUGGGCUCACCGGCACUGACACACUCAACACCCCCCACUUGUUUUAUUUGAACUUUUAUUUAUUACUAUUACUGAUGAAGGAACUAUGCUGGCCUGAAAUGGCUGAACUCAGAGGGAGGAAGUUGUCUCCAAACAUUGUGCUAAUAAAUUUUUCUCCUUUUCCCUGUGACGGCUGAGAUUUGGAUUUGUGAAUCUGAUCCUGCCUCUGUGCAUGUGGGUAACACCUCCCCAGAGCUGCAAGACUGCUCAUGCCCUGGCCAUAAAAAUAGAGUCUACCACCAUCUAGUGGGUGAAAGAGAGAAAGAGAGAGAGAGAGAGAGAAGACGACACUUCCUGAGAAAACAACUAAUGAAUUGGAGAUCCAGGCGAUCACGUAUUAUGGAGGUUCAAACAUAUUUUCAAUGAGGAACUGAUUUCAAUAUCGCAUGAUGAUGUCACUAAUAUCCAAUUAUGUAUUUACAGAGAUACUCCAAAGUCUGCUUGUCUGUCUGCUGUUCCUAGUCAUUCACAGGUGCCUCACCCUUUGUGUAUGUGUGUGUGCAUGUUUAACAGAAAGAGAUGUCCUCCAUCUUACCAGUGUACGACUCUAAUGGGGCAACACCCACCUCCAUUCAUGGGAUUCUGGUAGAAUAAUUCCUGGCCUUCCAAACUAUCACAGUCCUAGCUGUAGAUGUCUAUUGACUGUUGUACAUUUUCUAGCAUUCCCAGUGGUGUGAUAUUAGGCAGUACAAUGUGGGGAUUGCACUAUAGUUGACGAGCUGUUUUGACCAUCUCUUCUCUCAACACAGGACUGGCAUACCAUAGUCGUACUAGUCUAUCAAUAUACAUUCAAGGGGAAGUUAUUAGAUUGCAGAUCGUAUUUGUGAACUUCUUGUAAUCGGAAAUGUUGUGGUUGUAGCAGGUUCUACCACUUCAAAAAAAAAAGAAAAAUCUCAAAACUCUUGUUGCAUCAAAUUAGGCUCAUUCAAUUUCAAAGAGAAAUAGCAUGUGUGUGUGUGUGCACUGUUAGUGAGAGACAUGUUUCAGUAACAUUUUUUUUUUUUUGCCCCCUCCCACCCUCCGCCCACCAUUCUGUAUUCUCCCUCUCUCUGUAACACCAAAGAGAAGACAUAUAUUAAAGAGGUCCAUAAAGCCACUCUAAGUUAAGACAUAAAGCCCACCCGUGGGUGAAGAGAGAGGGGGAUGCUAUGUGUAGUAAGCAGAGCAAGGGGCAAUCAGAGAUAAAAGGUUGUAAUUUGGAAAACUGACAAUGUGGUUGACCUGCACACUGUCCAAAUUGAAGUGUAGCUUUAGGUUGUAAACCCACUUUACGCUCUGAUGAAUGAAUUAUUUUUAAGGGAAUUAACAACCACGUAUUAAUUUGCUUCUUUUUAAAUACAAAUAUUUUUAAAUGUAAGGUGGCAUAAGUACAAGAGGCACUUGUGCUGUAAUUAAACAGGCUGCAGUGUAUUUUAGAUGCAGAGAGACUAACAUGGAAUAGCAAUAAUUUUCUCUACCACAAAUCAGCACCUUUCCACUCAUCCAACCUCUCAUUCCUCUCAGAGCACAGUAUAAGGGUAUACUAAAACCCUGAUGAAAAUAUGCACUUCCCACCCUGCAGUUAUUUCUGUCCUGCAUUUUUAAUUUUCUGGGGAAACAGUGGUUUGGCUCUGAUUGUUCCUUGCCAACAGUCUUUAACUUCCAUUCAUGACCAAGAGUAAAACCUGUCUAUACCUGCAUGUACUGUGUCUAGAACAAUGAAAACUACUAACCCGUUGUACUGACUGUCUAGUUAGCUAGCCUCAACUGGUUGCAUUACAUAUUCAAAUUGUGUAUAUUUUGUACAGAGACAAUAAAAAAAAAAAAUCACAGUUACUAUGCAAAA